Wasmannia auropunctata (little fire ant) is the source of this 2263-nucleotide messenger RNA. RefSeq names its product CD151 antigen-like. The coding region runs from base 661 to 1524 and encodes 287 amino acids. NCBI's taxonomy places the organism in Eukaryota, Metazoa, Arthropoda, Insecta, Hymenoptera, Formicidae. The record is from RefSeq and is a predicted model, not a curated record. The transcript is spliced from 9 exons. Gene Ontology annotation, cellular component: membrane.
ACGCAUCUAGACCGGCGUCGGUGACGUAGAAGCGAGAGAAACGAGAGCGAGAUCUCCGACGGCAGGCUCUCUCCUCCGUUUUGGCAAGGUAACGCUCGGGCCGUCAUCCGGCAUACUCGACCGCCGGUCCUUCCGUCGGGAUCAACGCGCGAGAAAUCGUCUGUUCGUUUUUUAACGCGAGUUACGGAGGCGGCUGUACGCGCGCGGUCCAUUCGCGCGCUCCACGCGAAUAUAAUUUACCGGAGGUAUAUUUUCAUCGAUCCUCCGGCGAGUAUCGACGAGUAACAGGCGGGUCCGUCCUCCCGUCCGUUCUCUCGGCGACCGACGCCGCCGCGCAAAUCGGAGCUUCCGACGCGAUCGAACGGCGAUGACGUGCCGUAAAGGGAUCGCGAACCACCUGUGAACCGAAUCGGAAACGCCAAGACGGGGAAUGGUCUUUGUGGAUUACGGAUACGUGCAACGAGCGUCUGUGACCCCAGCGCAACUGUGUGACACUGUUACAAAAUAUAUACGACGGACUGUAAUCGUGUGAUCGUGUAACAGUUACGUUGGUGUUAUACAGGAUAUUGAAAGCGAGUGACAGACUGUAAAUUGAGAAGAGUAAACUAACUCGUUCGUGACUAAGAUUGAUGACUAAUUGGAAGAUCAAGGAUAACAGACAUGAAAUACUUGAAAGUCGUGUUGUUCACGUUUAAUCUAUUAAUAUGGUUGGCUGGCUGCACGGUGCUCGUUAUAGGCGCGUGGCUGCUCCUGGAGCCCAGCAAGGGGCAUAUCCUCAAUCUUUUCGUGUCUGACGUCAAGCCGCACGAGACUAUCAAUCUGAUAGCCUACAGCCUCCUCGGGCUCGGCUUCAUCGUGCUCACGGUCGGCUUCUUCGGCUGCCGCGCCGCGCUACGCGGAAAUCAAUGCAUCCUCGCCACCUACAUGAGCAUGCUGGUCGCGCUCAUUGUCACGGAACUGGUGACGGCCGCGAUCGGCGGACUGAUGACAUUCCAGAUCCUCUCGGAUCUGGAGGAGAGGCUCACCAGCAAACUGGCGAUGGAAUACGGUCACGACAAGACCAGCGACAUCCCCUUCAGCCACAGUCUGGACUUCGCGCAAUAUAAGUUUAAUUGCUGCGGUGUAUACGGCGAUGACGAUUACAAUGGCACGGCUUGGUGGAGGGACGGUCAAAUCUCAGGGAGCAAGAGGCAUGUUCCCCUCACGUGUUGUGUUCUCAAAAAUAGCGAGAAUAAAAACACAGGCAGCCCGAUGAGCGUUGUUUCGAGGGUGUUUCACAAAAACAACGAGAAGCCAUGGCUGCAGCCGCUGCCAAAGGAUGAGGCCGCGUGUCAAGUAGAAGAUGGUGACGGUCACGCGGGAUAUAGACACAAAGAGGGCUGCCUUGGGAAAGUCACGAACUGGCUGCAGUUCGAGAGCUUCACAUUAGUGUUCCUCGGCAUGGCGAUGGCGGGAAUACAGACGUUCGGGAUAAUAACGUCCGCUUUCCUCUGCCGCACGAUAAGAGAUAUGCAGGAAGAAUGAUCCAGGGUUCGUAGUCUCAAUGAAGUAAAGAGAAUGUCGUGGCACGUUCAAUCUUUACAUUGACAACUUUGGGACAAGAAACAGAUUUGUUUUGUAUAUCUUCAUGUAUCGCUACUCGGAAGAUAUAUCCGAAAUCCAUUUUCGGUCUUGUGAGUCGGGACAACAAUCGAGAUUGGGAAUUACUCCCGCGGGGAAGAAAGUAAUCUAAAUGUUUGUUCUGUUCCACCAGAGGUGUCUGUUCAUUGAGAACUUCGAGAACGAAAUAACGAUAAGUGCUACGCCUGAGUUUUUUUAGAUCGAUUUCCACCCUCCCUCCCUCUGUGCGCGUUUUGCUGCCAAUCAGCAAUAAUGUGACCAAAAAAGAAAAACACAAGUCCCGCUGUACAUAUAAAACAUACGCAUCUGUGUCGUGUUCAAUCUAACUAACUUAAAUACUAAACAAUAAAUAGCGAUGUUACGAUAUGAUAUCGCUGGUGUCUCACGACGGAUCCAUCACGGCGGAGCUUGGCUAGCAAUGUAAAAUUGUUAUCCGUGGCGUUCUGCCGUCUUCUGUAAAUACACUUGCCAGUGCCAAGGAGGACCGGGGAUACAUGCGCCGCACGUGCGUGAGAACUUUCGAGUUAUUUUCUUCUUUGUGAAAAAUGUUUACCUGAUUUGCGGAUUUGUAAAAUAAUUUUUUCGCACAAAGUGUUGUACAUGAAUUUUUGAAGAGAUAUCAUAAUUUUUAACGAAUAAGAUA